Messenger RNA from Corythoichthys intestinalis (scribbled pipefish), 2317 nucleotides. RefSeq names its product coenzyme Q7 homolog, ubiquinone (yeast) (gene coq7). The coding region runs from base 95 to 757 and encodes 220 amino acids. NCBI's taxonomy places the organism in Eukaryota, Metazoa, Chordata, Actinopteri, Syngnathiformes, Syngnathidae. The record is from RefSeq and is a predicted model, not a curated record. Gene Ontology annotation, cellular component: nucleus; mitochondrial inner membrane. Gene Ontology annotation, molecular function: 3-demethoxyubiquinol 3-hydroxylase activity. Gene Ontology annotation, biological process: ubiquinone biosynthetic process; regulation of reactive oxygen species metabolic process; regulation of gene expression. The transcript is spliced from 6 exons.
UGUCAGCGACGCGUCGCGCCGUUGACACCUCAAUGACAAUGUGCCUCCCGUUUUAGUUUCAUAACUCUGAUGGUUGGGGGAGCAAGAAGGAAGCAUGCAAAGAACCGCAUACACCGUCUUAAAUGAUUGGACAAACAGGACCGUGUUAUUGAUUGUACGGCGAAGCUCAAAAGGCAGAGCGUCCCUAUGUAGCUCACGUGAUUACAGUGUGGUUCCUCCACCACGUGACAGUACAGAGAAGGAGAUGCUUGAUCGGAUUCUGCGUGUGGACCACGCGGGUGAAUAUGGUGCCAAUCGUAUAUACGCCGGCCAGAUGGCAGUCUUGGGCAGGUCUAGUACUGGAGUUCUCAUUCAGGAAAUGUGGGAUCAAGAAAAAAAACACCUUAAAAAAUUUGAUGAAAUACUUGCUGAAAGCAGAGUCCGUCCCACGGCACUGCUGCCACUUUGGAACAUUGCUGGCUUUUUACUAGGGGCAUCUACUGCUGUGUUGGGCAAAGAGGCGGCCAUGGCCUGCACUGUGGCAGUGGAGGAGAGCAUCUCUGAACAUUACAACAGCCAGAUACGAACACUGAUGGAGAAAGAUCCUGACAGAUAUACCGAACUAUUACAAGUUAUAAAAGAGUUCAGAGAUGAUGAGAUGGAACAUCACGACAUAGGAUUGGAAAAUGAUGCUGAAUCAGUACCCGGAUACUGGCUACUUAAAAAUGCCAUCCAGCUUGGGUGCAAAGCUGCAAUUUAUGCUUCUCAACGUGUGUAAAUGUUUAUAUUAAAGAGGACCUCAACUAAAUUUCCAAUAUUUUUGAAUUAUUUCCUGCAUAGGAUAUGUAUAAGAUAAGAUAUGGUGUUCUGCCAAAAUGUCCUACAUUGGCAAAACAUCUACAGGAGGCGAAUUUGACACCCAAAGUACGACCGGGCGCUUUCAACUUGUUUCGUUUAAAUGCAUUUAGGCAGAAUUUACUAAAAAUGCUUUAAAAAAAUACUUAAAUGUAGUUAUAUCAAAUAAGGGUGGUUUACAUACGCUACGUGGCUAAUGUGGUCAAUAGAUCAACACUGCUUAAAUGCUACCACAAGAAAACUCAACGUUUAAAAGUAUGAAAGUGAAAUACAUACACAAAGUAUUUUGAGGCAAUGAAAAGGUAAUAAAAGACUCAAUAAAAACUAAAUUAGUAAGUACUAGUUGCUUUUAACCAAUUUGCGCAUGCAUGCUCAUGUGUGCGCAAGCGCACUGGGCAUGGUGUAGGACAUUUCACAGCGUAAGAAGGUAUUACUGAAAAACUGUAUGCCCUGUUUGAAGUGUGUUAUAUUGUCACAGUGCAUCUUGACAGAAGUGUAGAUGGCCAAUCAAAGCCUGUCCUUCUGUCAGCCAAUCACAUUCUGCUAACUUCAAUCAGACUUCCACUACAGUACAAAUGGCUUUGUCUUUAUUUAUUUUUUCAGAUUGUAACUCUUGCCUUUCAAGCACACUGUUGUUUUUUAAUUAUGAUGUAAAGACAACCAAUUGUGAGUUCUCUAGCGUAUCCUCUGCUGAAUAUAGAAUUUUACUAGACUUUGUCUAGAAUUCUAAAGGAACUGUUACAGUGGAUACCAGAAUCAAUAAAAACAUUUCCAAGCCGUAAGAUCAGUGUUUGCGAUUGGGUUUGUGAACAUCUGCACCGCGCAAAGUUAAAUCUUUCUGUAAACGGUGGGUUUUCAAAUUGAUAAUGGUGUGAUGUCACAAAUUGCCUUAUUAUGCAAGUACCUACCCUCCUAUGUUCUUCUUUCACGCCCACUAAUAUCAGGAGAACAGAUAAUCCGCCUGGAAGUUGCCACUCCCUGGUUAUAAAAUGUGCCGCAUUAAGCUUACAGUAUAUAAGUAAAGCAUUAUUUAAAUAAAUACACUACUGGCUCAAUUUCUCUCAGAAAAUGAUUGCAAUUACAAAUGCUUUGGUAGUAAUAUCUUCAUUUAUUUUGCUUUCAAUGAAAAAACACAAAACAGAACGGGAAAAAAAAAAACAUUAUUAUUUUACACAAAACUCCCAAAAUGGGCCGGACAAAAGUAUUGUCACCCUUUGAAAAAUCAUAUCAUGCUUCUUUAAUUUGUGUAAUUAACAGCACAUCUUACCUAUGGAACGUAACAGGUGGUGGCAAUAACUAAAUCACACUUGCAGCCAGUUAAAAUGGAUUAAAGUUGACUCAACCUCUGUCCUGUGUCCUUGUGUGUACCACAUUGAGCAUGGAGAAAAGAAAGGAGACCAAAGAACUGUCUGAGGACUUGAGAAGCAAAAUUAUGAGGGAGCAUGGGCAAUCUUAAGGCUACAAGUCCAUCUCCAAAGAACUG